CUUAAGUCCACACUGUCUCCUCACAGUUACAGAGACAUCAGGGAGGCCUGUAGAAACAGAGCCAACGCCAGUAAACUAAUGCUAAGUAUUUAUCUCUCCACAUUAUUGGCUAAAAGGAUGAGCAUGGUGUAGCAGCUAAGGCCCAUCACGAGACUAACGAGAGGAGACUUACUGUUAACUCCUGUCUACAUUCACUGAGGUUUCCUGGAGUGUGGAUCUGAUUCCCUUGUGUGAAUUGUCUAGGAGGAGAGCCAAAGCCCUGGACCUUACUCACACUUGAGAAAAGCCUUGGACUUUACUAAAAACCGUGGACCAUACUAAGACAAAAAUAUUGAACAUACUAAGACAAGAGCCUUGGACUUUACCAACAGAAGAGCCUUGGAUCUAGAAGAAGAGCCUUGGACUCAAGGCUUACUAAGACAAAACUUUGGAAAGCUUUGAACAGAAGAAGACGAUGAGUUUUGAGAGUGUUCCCUCCAGGUCAGAGGUGAUGGGGUGGAACGCACGUAGUCUAGCCGACUAUAUGAAGAGGCUGAGGCUGUCCAGCUGUGACAAAGUGGUGAUGAAGACCAGCAUGAACGGAGCACGCUUUCUGAAGAUGAAAGAUGGCGACCUUCAGAAGUUUCCCACCAUUCAUAUUCCAGUCAUCACUAAGAUCUGUAGAGAGAUCAACAGGACUGAAGAGGAGAGGGGGUUCUGUCAGAGAUCAAGGGAACCUAAGAGCCAUCAACAAGAUUUUGUACAAGAGGAAGAUGAAGCCUGGGAUUCAGAAACGUUUGAUAUGAGUGAUAACGACUAUGAGAACCCUGACGAGGACGACAGUUAUAUCUGUGCCUUGUCUGACCGCCUGCCACCUGCAAAGGGAGAGGAGGAAGAGGAGAGUGAUGGUGACUAUGAGCCUCCUCCCUCAGUUACAGAGGAGAUCCCCCGCCUCCUCAAUCUCCCCAAGCCCCUAGGGAACAGUGACUAUAUAGAUUCUGUGCGUGGAGGUCCGUCAGUAACUCUUCCUAAUGGAAGGACUCCGAGACCACACCAGCGCCCUGGUCCUCAAGCCCUGGCCACCAGCCAUAACACACUGGCCAGACCUCCCACAUCCAGACUAGACCCCUCCCCUCAGAGGCCAUUCAAAGCUGCAGGCAAAUGCCCUUCUGUCCCCCUGGUCGACCGAAGCAAGAAACCUGGACAUCCCGCUCCCACCAAGAAACAACAUCAUCACACAAACACCAAAACAACUCCUACAAGAGAGGGCAGUCCAUUCAGCUCUCCCCAGCCCGUCAUAAUGAAGCCACCUCAACUAAAGGGCCCAAAGCCACCAGACUAUAGAUCCAGCUCCAGUAAACCUCCUGAUCCUUCUUACCCACCUCCUUUAAUGGUCCCCAACACAAUGCCAGGCACAGGGAAGGGCAUUGAUCCUGAGUGGUAUGGAGGACUGGUGACCAGAGGCCAGGCUGAAGCAUCUCUCAGAUGGGUUAACAAGGAUGGAGCGUUUCUGGUGAGGGACAGUUCCAAGGGGUCUUCUGAGCAGCCUUACACCCUCAUGGUGCUGAACCAAGGCAAGGUCUACAACAUCCAGAUACGUCACCAUGGCAACACAUACCACCUGGGCACCGGCCUCAUGGGUAGCGAGACAUGGAGAAUGGAACUGGAGCACAGAGCCAGUGCUGCCUGCUGCACCCUGCACCACUCUGACCAGAACCAGCAGCACAGGAGACACUGUUUUCCCAGGAGUGAAGAUGAUAGAACACCACACACACACCCCUCUGUUGCUCAUAGACAUGGAGAGAGGACCUGGAGCACAGAGCCAGUGCUGCCUGCUGCACCCUGCACCACUCUGACCAGAACCAGCAGCACAGGAGACACUGUGUGUGUUCUCAAUGACUCUCAAAGAAAACAAGUGUAUAAAGUAGCUGGUAGAGAUUUGAUUUUUGAUUUGAUUUGGAUAAAAUUUAGUCACCAUUUGGACUAAUCUUCCAAGAGUCCUUAAACAUUACAAUACAAUUUAUAAUACGAACACAGUUUCACAUAUAACACACUAUUACAAACAUACAUAAUAUACUAACAUAAUGACCCAAUAAAUACUCAAUCUAAAAAUAGUGAUUAUUCAUCUACUAUAGCCCCCAACAUUUCUAUGUAUUAUAUUUAAAUAGUUUUAAAAUAAUGUUUACAUUUAUAUAUUGACAGGUUUCUAGUUUGCUCAGUUAAUUUAUUCCAUUUCUUUAUUGCUCUAAAUCGAAAUGUUAUUUUGCCUAUUUCUCUUUUCUGUCUGGAUAACGCAUAGAUGGUGGACAAUCUAUUCCUAGUAUUUACGGAAUGUCUGUCUCUUACCAACUGAACACCGUUGUGAAUAGAACUUGGCCGUUUUAAAUUAUGUAUAUUAUGAAAUAAAAUAAGCAUGUUUUUUUCAA
Messenger RNA from Salvelinus fontinalis (brook trout), 2405 nucleotides. RefSeq names its product lymphocyte cytosolic protein 2b (gene lcp2b). Lineage: Eukaryota; Metazoa; Chordata; Actinopteri; Salmoniformes; Salmonidae. The transcript has 16 exons. The record is from RefSeq and is a predicted model, not a curated record. Bases 455 to 1966 code for a protein of 503 amino acids. Gene Ontology annotation, biological process: intracellular signal transduction; cell surface receptor protein tyrosine kinase signaling pathway.